This is a messenger RNA of Macrosiphum euphorbiae (potato aphid), 4020 nucleotides long. NCBI's taxonomy places the organism in Eukaryota, Metazoa, Arthropoda, Insecta, Hemiptera, Aphididae. The record is from the annotation of a GenBank genome assembly.
AUGUACAAAGUGGCACUGGAACAUAAUAAUCAGCAAAUUAUAUACCAAAAACUUUUGCAAGUCACUAAACACACGUUAAACUAUAAACAAUUGCACAAAAUAGAUGACGAGGAACAAAAAAUAAUGAUGGAUUUAGAAUAUGAUAUAAUAAGUGCAUGGAAUUGGUCUUAUAAAUUAAUAUCUAGAGUUGAUUCCCCAAACGUAUUUUAUUAUUUGAUUAAUGAUGACCAAAAUUUAUUAGAAUUUAACUCCUAUAUUAAAUUUGGUAAUUACUCAUUAGAUGAAGAACAUACUCUUAAAAUUUAUUCAUCAGAAGAUUUGACUGACUCGUAUGAAUUUAAAUGGUUUACAAACUAUGAAAAAACAGCAUUCAAGCUUUUAUAUAAACAACGAGAAAUAAGAGGCUUAGUGCAUUAUAGUUUGAACAGUAUAAAAGGAGGAUACAAUUUUAUUUAUUCGGGACGAUUGUGGUUAGAUUUUAUUUCUGACCCAAAUUCAGAAAGUACUUUAUCAAUAAAUACUUACUAUUCACUUAAUGAAGGACUUUCUACAGCCAGUGACAUAAAAAUAUGUAUACCGAUAUUUAAUGAAAAGGAAAUGGGUGUCAAUACCGCUGUCCAGAUGUUUAAGAACUGGGAAAAUCCAUUAAGUAUUCAAUUAGAACUUGACAUUUUUCCCACUACAGAUCAAACAUUAAAACUCCGUUCUAGUUUAAAUAGAGACGUUCAAGAUAGUGGAGUUUUGUAUUCUGCCUCGCUAUUAGCUCAAAGCGAUGGAAUGCAAUUAGAUUAUGCAUUUAAAGAUUCUAUAUAUGUUUCAAGUGAAAAAUGGGGAAAAUAUUUAGAUGCACGUUUUAUUGAUAAGAAUAAUACAAUUAGACCUAUUCAAGUACAUUUUGAAUUAGUGCCUAGAGGAUUUACUAACAAAAUGAACAUUUUUGGUAUUGCCGAGAUCGACGUUGAUUCGUCAAUUAUGGUCAAAGACGGAGUUUUGAAUACACGAACAAACAUAAAGUACAAUGAUCAUCCAUAUUCCUUUGAUAUUUCAUUAACCUCAAAUCCAAGUUUCAAAUUCAUAAUGGGAUGGGAAGAUAAAACGGGAAGUCAUGAACAGCUGAUGGUCGAAGGUUCUAUUGUUAUGGAUGAUUCUGCUGUUAUUAGUGUUACUCGUAUACUAAACAAUGGUAAUGACGUCAUGCCUGUGGGAUAUAUAAAAAAAUCCUUAGACGAACAAAAUUGGUGGGAUACAAGUAACCAUUUGAGUACAGAUCACUCUAACGAAAUUUGGCAAUCAUUAAAGGGACAAUUCAUCGAAAUAUUUAUAAGUGUACACAGCAAUAUGAAAAAUAUAAUAUCUGUGGCCAAAAAGCAGCGUAAAUUACGCUUGCAUGAAGCAAGAAAAGCUCAACCACAAUAUCGUGCAUUGAAGGAAUAUACUCGCGACAUGUGUGAUCAAAUACUUAAUGAAGUCUUGGAAGAUGAUUAUUUACUACAAAUACCAAUGUUGAUACAAAAUACCACAGAAGCUGUAUUUUCCGAUGUUAUUGAUUUUAUGAAUUAUAACAGUGACUACUUCAUAAACUCGGUUAGGCAUCUAAAUGGACGUAUGGGAACUAAUUUAAAGAAAAUUUAUAAGUAUUAUGCAGAUAAUGCAAAUGUACUCUUAAAUAAAUUGUCACAUAAUAUUGAUGAAUUAAUCGAUCAAAUGGAGCUUACUUUACUGGACUUAUUUAGACAGUUAAAUCUAUAUACUGAUGAACCUGUGAAUGAAAUGCAGUCAUCAGAACCUCGUUCUGUUAAAGAGUACUACAAUAAAAUGAUGGAUAAAUUUAUGAAAGCGAUCGAGAAACUUGAAGAUUCAAUAAAAAACAUUAAAGACUUAACAGAUGAUUAUAUAAAGAGCUUGCCGAUUUAUGACAUGUUACACGAUCAAAUUGAAAAAUUAAAAUCAUACCCUUACAAAGAGAAAGUAUGGGAGGAAAUACAUAACUAUUUGCAAGACCUAGAAAAUUUAGCUCCGACCAGAGACUUCGGUAGUUUUAUCAAUGCUUUGGAUAAGUACAUAAAUAAUAUCAUUCAUGACAUACCGGUGAGCCAAAGAGAGAUAAUAACCCUGAGGAAUAAAGGACUUAUAGUCGUGAAGUCAAUGAUAUUUGAUUUUUCAAAUUACGUAGAUCACGAAAGAGCAAUGAAUAUGUAUAAUGCAUUACGUAAACUUACUACUUUUGGCCAGACUAUUCUUCACAUAGCUUCGCCAAACACAUUCCAAUAUCCAACCAAUGAAAAUCCUUUGUUAAUUGACUUCAAUGUAUAUUAUCAUAAAUAUUUGAAUCCAUCGAAUUUAAUACCACCGUUCGAUGCGCAAAGUGUUAUUAUCGACUCCAUCAAUAUAAUUACAUACAAUGGUCAACCCUACAGCUUCAUGCCAAACACCGGUCAUUAUAUGUUGGCCGAGGAUUUUGUAAACAACAAAUUUUCAAUACUUGCUGGUUACAAGAAUAACAUUUUAACAAAAAUAUCGAUUUCAAACUAUAAUGGUGAACAAUACGUACUGGUUUCCGGAGGAAGUAUCACCGUUAAUGGAAAAAAUGCAGAUUUUCCACUUAUAAAUGACAAUUUAAAAACAUGGAGAGAUGUGUAUUUCUUUGGAAUGGAUAUUUCUGUUGGUGUCAGUAUCAAAUGCACUUUGGAUUUAAGCAUUGUUCAAGUGUCUAUUAAUGGAUACUAUUAUGGUCAAGUUCAUGGUUUACUAGGAUCAAUGUAUCAAGAACCUACAUUUGAUUUAAAACUACCUAAUGGAGAAUUACCCGAUGACAUGGCAUCAUUUUUGCUGGCGUACAGACAAAUAGGAAACACCGAACCGACUAAUAUUGAUUUAUUACAAACCGACGAUCCACUAUGUUCCAGCUUGUUCUCUGGAAAAUCUUCUCUAAAACCGUUCUUCCAAACUAUAGCACCAGCAGCGUAUAGAUCGAUUUGCAACCAAAUCGUUUCUACAGCUGUAUCUGAACAAGACAGUUUGAAUAAAGCUUGUUUAGUGGCAAAAGCUUUUGUGAGCCUGGCCAGACAAAACUAUAUGUCAAGUUGUAAUAUUCCAGAUAUGUGCAUAACGACUUCGGUACAUACACGAACGAUAGACGCUACGACAAAUGUUCAAAUAUCUGAUCCAAAAGACGUAGCAGAUAUAAUGAUUUUGUUCGAAGAGGUCGUAGAAAUUGAACAAACAUUUUCAUUAAUGUUGGAUCCAUUCAUAAAAAAAGUUACGAACAAUUUUAACAGCAAAGGAAUAAAUGACGUCAAAUUUAUUCUUAUUGGAUACUCUGGUAAAAGUACAGAUUCUGAAGUGCAUAUGUAUACAAUUAACGAGGAAGAUGGUUACAACAAGUUAUUGAGUAACUUACCGGAAUGGACAGAAUCUCAGACCACCACCGAAACAGAGACAAGUAUAAUGGAAUCUCAACAUAUGCAUUCGUUUAGAAAAGUUAUGGGUAAAAAUUCAAAAGACAAAGCAUACAAACUUUCGGCCGAAUACCCAUUCAGAGCGAAUGCUGUUAAAGUCGUCUUGUCCAUCGCAAAAUCUCUAUACAGCACUCAAGAAUCCGUUUACAGCGUAUCUCAGUACACGUUCAACUACGUAUCAUCAUGGUACAUGAAACAAGGUAUCAUGUUUUACCUGAUCGCCCCCAUAAAUCUGAGUGAUGCUUCGGACGAUGGCAUUUUCGGAGCGAGUGGUUUGAACAAGAUUUAUACAAGUACAUCGCCGAAUGGUAAAUACAGCGACGACGGGUAUACUUACGACCAAUCAAUGGAGACAAAUUUGGUGUUAGAGACUGGCGGGACCAUGUACGAUUCUCAGUAUUUCACCGACACCUCGAGUGCACAUUUGAACGCUUUCUUGAGGUCGUUGUGCAGAACCGUUGUGGGCAUGUCCGUUAGUGAUGCAGCGAUCCCGAUGAGUUGUUCCAGUUCGUUGUACGACGGAGUGAUGCCGUACGCGAAGUGCGUUCUCGUCACGAGCUGA